Orbicella faveolata is the source of this 2749-nucleotide messenger RNA. Its product is annotated as lysosomal dipeptide transporter MFSD1-like. Gene Ontology annotation, molecular function: transmembrane transporter activity. Gene Ontology annotation, biological process: transmembrane transport. NCBI's taxonomy places the organism in Eukaryota, Metazoa, Cnidaria, Anthozoa, Scleractinia, Merulinidae. Gene Ontology annotation, cellular component: lysosome. The record is from RefSeq and is a predicted model, not a curated record.
AUUUGGGUGUCCUCUGGACGCAAAGGUCACGUGUUGGUCAUGGGACGCGAUCGUUCGUGAGGUUCAAGAUGGCGGAGGAUAGUGGAGAAAAGACUCCACUUAUAAAUAAGAAAUUCGAAGACUCCGAGGAGGAAUUGACUGGCUGUGGAGCGACAGCUUGCUGUGAUCCGAGAAGAAAUUUCCAUCGCUAUUUUGUACUGGGGCUGAUAUGUUUCUUGAGUUUUGGAAGUUACUACUGUUAUGACAAUCCCGCAGCAUUGGAGAAGACUAUUGAACAAGACAUGGGUGUGCAAGCUGAUUCCUAUGUGUUAUUGUAUUCACUAUAUUCAUAUCCCAAUGUCAUUCUAUGUUUCUUUGGUGGAUUCUUACUGGAUAGAGUCUUUGGUAUGAGACUUGGAACUAUUAUCUUCAGUUUGUUUGUAUUAACUGGUCAGCUCAUUUUUGCACUUGGAGCUUAUAUCCAUAGCUUCACAGUGAUGGAAGUUGGCAGAUUUGUAUUUGGCCUAGGAGGAGAAAAUUUGGCUGUGGCUCAGAACACUUACUCUGUUAGCUGGUUCAAAGGAAAAGAGUUGAACAUGGUGUUUGGUCUUCAGCUUAGUUUCUCCAGAGUGGGUAGUACAAUAAACAUGAAUGUCAACAAUCCAAUUUAUAAGGGAUUUGUAAACCAUGUUAAUCCCACGGAAAGCUACAAAGCCUUAGGAAUGACCUUAUUUAUAGGUGCUGCAGUUUGCCUGUUUUCUCUUGGCUGUGGUUUAAUGUUGGGCUUUCUUGACAAAAGAGCAGCUCGUAUCCUCAAAAAGGAAGAUGGACAAACAGGGGAGGUCAUCCGUUUACAAGAUGUCAAAGAUUUCCCAGCCACUCUGUGGCUGAUAUUCAUUAUCUGUGUGGCCUACUACGUGGCUAUUUUUCCAUUUAUUGCACUUGGUCUUGCAUUUUUUGAAGCCAAGUUUGAUUUGGCUCCCAGUGAAGCUGGAGCAGUGAACAGUGUGGUGUUCAUUAUUUCAGCUUGUGCUUCUCCCUUCCUGGGUUUUAUGGUUGAUAGAGUUGGAAAGAAUGUCUUCUGGGUGAUUUUAUCAGUGGCCGUAACCCUAGGUUGUCAUUGUAUGAUGGCAUUCACAUUUUGGAAUCCAUUUGUUGCCAUGAGUAUCAUGGGUGUAUCAUACUCCAUGCUGGCUUGUGCACUCUGGCCGCUUGUUUCUCUAGUUGUACCAGAGUAUCAACUGGGCACCGCUUAUGGAUUCAUGCAGUCUAUUCAAAACCUGGGAUUGGCUGUUAUUUCACAAGUGGCUGGGACGAUCGUCGACCAAAAAGGAUAUUUAGUGCUGGAAGUGUUUUUCUGUGCUUGGCUGUGUGUCGCGUUAAUUGCCAGCAUAUUGCUGUACUUGGUGGAUUCUUCAAAGAGAACAGGGCUUAACCUUUCCACUCUAGAGAGAAAACAGUUAGCAGCUCAGAGCAGAGUAACGCUUGUAUCUUCAGAAGAAGAAGAAAUUCGUAAGAGAGAUUAUGGUGUUAGUCCUAUAACUCCUCGCUCCGCAGCUCAACUCCGGCUGCGCUUUCUGUCUCGUGUUGGACAACAGUACUUUCAGCUCCCGGAGACUUACAGAGCUUCAGCGCUGGCCUACCCUCAUGUACUAAAGUGAUGCGGAACCUGUUAAAGCUUGGAUUUUCUAACAGCCAUGUCAAGUUAAGGGAUUGGAAUGGACCAUUUUGGGCGAAUUGUGUCUCUCUCUUUUUUUUUCUCCCUCUCUCUUUUUUAUAUAUAUAAUUAUUAAUUUGAGCCCAUAGCUUAUCAUCACAUACAGAGGUCUUAAAACGUCUGUAAAAUCUGCAUAAAAAUACCGCCUAAAAUAAAGUGGCAUCAUUCCUUCAACUUUACAACGGUUGUUGGAAUUUCAAGAGAACUACUAUUUUAAGGGCCGGGUAUUGAAGUACUGUUAAACAAAGUGAGUGAUAAUAUCUCAAGAAACCAAGGCUAAUGCAACAUCGACCUGGAACUCGUUGGUAGCAUGAGAUUAAACAUAUAGAAUAUUGACGUAGACGUUCGUGUCGCUGUGAAACUUUCUCUAGUGUUAAUAUCAGGUCUGUUGUACACCAUUUUGAUUUUUGUUACACGGUCUCAGACAAAGCAACUACACGGCCAAUGAGAGCGCGCUCUGGUAUAAAGAAUUCGUUAAUCAGUGAACUUUUUUUUUCACGGGUUUGCUGAAUUCAUUCUAACUUCAUUGAACGCCGGUUCAAUACGUUCUUAGUUGUAGUAAUGGCCCGGGGGGGCUUCCAUUCAAAAAGGACGGGGGGUGCUCGUCGUGGCUUUUAGGGGUGAAAAAGCGGUUUUGAUAUCUCUUAGAGUGGUCAGCCUCAACAGGUCCACAGCAGGAGCUUUUGCGGUAACUUUUAGGGUAUUGAGCCGAAAAAAUAUGACAGGAGAUAAUGUAUUGUUUUAGAAUUGGUACCUCUUAAGGGUUAAAAAAAUUUUCAAGCCACGCCCACGAAACAGGGUCUUGGUAGCUCUUAGAGGUUCUUUUCAAAAUUACCGAUGAGCACCAACGUCCUUUAUAUAUGAGAGUUCUCUCCCCCCGGGAGUAACGAUUGGUAAGUCGUCCACGCGAUUGUCAUCGCCAGUGGCGUAUUUACAUUAGGUGAAGUUCCGAUAUUAAAUUCUCGCCUGCUAAUAUCCGGUCUUGUAAUUAUCAAAUAAGUUAGAUACACAUCUAACUUUUGACGGUUGAAAAUAAAGUGGUUUCUUACAUUA